This is a messenger RNA of Gilbertella persicaria, 1580 nucleotides long. RefSeq lists its product as uncharacterized. The record is from RefSeq and is a predicted model, not a curated record. Gene Ontology annotation, cellular component: mitochondrion. Lineage: Eukaryota; Fungi; Mucoromycota; Mucoromycetes; Mucorales; Choanephoraceae. The transcript is spliced from 6 exons. Bases 26 to 1564 code for a protein of 512 amino acids. Gene Ontology annotation, biological process: ubiquinone biosynthetic process. Gene Ontology annotation, molecular function: 2-octaprenyl-6-methoxyphenol hydroxylase activity; FAD binding; oxidoreductase activity, acting on paired donors, with incorporation or reduction of molecular oxygen, NAD(P)H as one donor, and incorporation of one atom of oxygen.
UUUUUUUUCUAUUUCUUUCAAUAUUAUGUGGAGGAGCACACUCUUAACUCAACGUUUUACUACUCGUUUACAAAGACGUACUUUAGCUACUACUGUCAACACAGACUUGAAUAAAGCUUACGAUGUCGUUAUUAUUGGAGGUGGCGUGGCAGGUGUCACUUUAGCUUGCUCUUUAGCUUCUAGUCCUGCUAUGCGCAAUAACCGUAUUGCUCUUGUAGAAGCCAUGGAAUUGACAGGUAUACGUAAUUGGGAGCCUAAGCAAGAUGAUUAUUCAAACCGUGUUGUGUCCUUGACACCUGGCUCGUUGGAUUUUUUUAAACGCAUUGGCGUAGCAAACCAUAUGGUUUUAGAAAGAACUUAUGGUUAUCGUGAUAUGAAAGUAUGGGAUGGUGUGACAAAUGCUAGGAUUCAUUUGGAUUCUGCUCUCUUAAAUAACUAUGGCGCUAAAAAGGCUGCUGAACCCAAUACUAUUGCUUAUAUGGUAGAAAACCUCAAUAUUCAAAGUGCUGCAUUGAAGCGCAUGGAAGAAUGUCGAUCUGAAGGUGUCACAGUUGAUUUGUUUCAAAAAACCAAAGUCUCUGAUAUCCAGCGAGCACAAGAAAAGAAUUUGGACACACAAAAAUUAGAUCUUCAAGAUUGGCCUACUGUUUGUUUGGAUAAUGGAGAGAAAUUAAAAGCUCGUUUAUUGAUUGGUGCAGAUGGUAUCAAUAGCCCAGUGAGAAGUUUUGCAGGCAUUGAUUCAUUAGGUUGGGAUUAUGAUGCUCAGGGCGUUGUGGCUACAUUAAAACUUGAUCCAGAACGUCCCAACCAUAGUGCAUGGCAACGCUUUUUACCUACAGGCCCUAUUGCAAUGCUUCCAUUGGGCAAUGGCUAUGCUUCUAUGGUUUGGUCAACAAAGCCAGUCAUUGCUAAAAUGCUAAAGAGCAUAUCCUCCAGCGACUUUUGUAGUUUGGUCAAUGCAGCAUUUCGCAUGUCACACGUCGAUCUUAAUUACCUUUACAAACAAAUAGACGCUACUACAUUCCAUUCAGCCUGUUCUAUUGAAGAAGAAUAUCUUUGGAGAGAAAGUGUCGCCACGAAAUCAUUAGAUGAUCAUCAACUCCUUCAUCGCGAGGAUGGACUACCUCCUCAAGUGAUUGAUGUUCAAGAAGGAUCAAGAGCUUCUUUCCCUCUUCGCUUAAGAAACUCGGAACAUUAUGUCGCUGAUCGUGUUGCUCUUGUGGGUGAUGCUGCUCAUGCUAUUCAUCCACUUGCUGGCCAGGGAUUAAACCAAGGCUUAUUGGACGUCGAAUGUCUUUCUGGUUUGUUACAAAAGGGAAGCACAGAGGGUCAAGAUAUAGGCAAUAUUCAUUUACUAAGACAAUACGCUUCUGAGCGUUAUUUGCGCAACAUCAUGAUGCUUAGUACUUGUGAUAAGUUACAUCGUUUGUUCUCUACAGAUUCUGCACCUGUCACUUGGGUGCGCUCUAUGGGAUUAAAUGCAGUGGAUAGUUUGGAUUUUGUCAAGGCCGAAAUCAUGAAGUAUGCUAUGGGUAUCGAAUACAAUGGUGAUUUUAGACAAUAAAACUAGCAACAUGAUG